AUGAAUACUCCCGAAUUGCCGGAACUCAUUACUGCUAUCUCGGGGAAUGCAGAACAGCCGGCACAAACGUCAGUGAAUAACCCAGGCCCGAAAGUGGGGAAUUUCUCGUUUGCACCACCAUACAAUCCAGCUACAUGGAUGGAAUCGAAUCCCAUCCCAUCCGCUGAUGCAAUUCUGGUAGAAGAGCCUAACAUCCAGAUCGAUCAAUUCGGCCUAGGGGGGUUUGACCUGAGCGGCUUUGAUGUCCUUCGCCAUAUAGAUGCAGGGCUACGUGAGGAGAUCUCUGCCAUGGAGUUCCAUUCUUCCCAGCGGACUCAGCUCUUCCAAACAACUCUAUCUCAGCCUCUGAGCCAGGGGGCAUCUCCGUCACAGAGCGUGCAGCACCUUUGGUUCACGACGAUUGUCGAAAAUCCGCUACAGACCACAACCCUAAUGCAGAACCACGGACAACCGUCUGAGCUUCUCUCCCCUGAGUCCUUGAUCACUACAAUAAAUGAGAAUCAUCGCCAGAGUAUUUAUGAUCGCCUUCAGAUACUCACAUACGAGCCGACCAUCCCUUCAACCGAUCUUUUGAAUGUGGGCCUUCGUCUCUAUUUUGCCAAGGUCCAUACCAUAUUCCCGUUAGUUCAUGCGGCCACCUUCCAGCCUUGUCGGGACAAUGCAGACCUUGUGAUUGCGAUGUGUGCAAUAGGUGGACUUUUUACUGGAUCAGAUCAAGGCCUUCAACAGGGAAUUUAUCUCUUCGAACGAGUCCAGAAAGCUACAUUGCACAACUGGGAACAACUUCUGGCUAGGGGCAGGGAGGAGUUAACCAUCGCAAUUCAAGGCGCGGCUAUAUCGCAGUUAUUUGGCCUGCUAUCUGGCAGCGCGCAUCUCUUGUUAACUGUGGAUGCCUUCCACGGCCCGCCCAUAGCGUGGUCGCGAUAUUUGCGUCUGUAUUCACGCCCGGUUAUCACUCACAUUGACGCUGAUAUCGAUGGCCACGAGCUUGAAAAGAUCUGGCAUGAUUGGGCUCGUAACGAAGAAAUUGUUCGUGUGGCUCAUGGGCUAUUUAUCAUGGACGCAGAAUUGGGAGGUACCCUGCACCAUGAGCCAAUUCAAAGUUGGAAAGCAUACAAAGUUCCAUCUGCUUGUUCAGAAAGGGCCUUCUUAGCCUCAAACGCCCGAGAUUGGAAAUCAAUCUACUGCGAGGACUUGAAACGACAGCGAGCUAACUCGUUCCCAUCCAAAGUCUCCAAAGCACCAACACCCCCACUGUUACCUAUGUCUCCAUACGUACCUGAGACUAGCAGCUUGACCACUUACGCUGCUUUGGAAAGCAUUAGCUCGCAAGUGCUUCUUCGACGUUCCUAUGAAGAAACUUGUCAGACAAAGAUUGGGGAUAUUCAGGAGUCAUUUGCAGACCUUCAUCAUCAUAUCUUACGCUAUUGCCCGCCAAACAGUCUUUUUCGAAGUGCACAGGAGCCCCUUCAACUCCGUGUUCUCCAAAGUCUGAUAUACAUGGAAGCCCUCGCCGAUUUCAAUAUGUUGGAGCGGGUCGUCGGUAGAGAUGGCCUCAACUUGACCACCGAUGAAAUUGCAAGCGUCACUGGGUGGGCUAACUCUGUGAAUGGGAAGCGUUGCAUCCUUCAUGCCAUCAUAAUCAAGCGGCAUGUGGAGGAGAGGAACAUGACAUUAGAGCCUGCGCUACACACCCCACGCGCAGUGUUUUGGGCCGGGUUGGCUUUAUUUUGUUAUAUCCGCUUUGGAACGUCAACCCACGAUUUUCAACCCUUAACAAGUCUAGACUUUCCGGAAUUCUCGUCAAUGGGAAUUGAUCUACAGACGCUGGUCUCCGAAAUCGAAUUUCCCAACGCCCAUGUUCUUCUCCCUUUGAAGCUGAUAUUCUUUUCAAUGAUUGAUUUCCUGCAGCAUGCUGGUCAUUGGAGAAUCACUAAAAGAUUUGCAGCUAUCCUAUCUGCUCUGGGAAGUUCUGCCUUUGGUUCAACUUCAUAG
Molecule: messenger RNA, 1995 nt
Organism: Penicillium cataractarum
Lineage: Eukaryota; Fungi; Ascomycota; Eurotiomycetes; Eurotiales; Aspergillaceae
Exons: 1
Coding region: 1-1995 (664 amino acids)
Biological process (GO): regulation of transcription by RNA polymerase II; DNA-templated transcription
Cellular component (GO): chromatin
Molecular function (GO): zinc ion binding; RNA polymerase II cis-regulatory region sequence-specific DNA binding; DNA-binding transcription factor activity, RNA polymerase II-specific
Source: RefSeq, a predicted model, not a curated record